GAAAAAACCCAGUCAGUAAAAACUUUUAAGUCCAGACAAGUUUUGAAUGUUGACAGUCAUCGCAACCACUUAAGCGGCUAAGCCAGUUUCUUAAGUCAUUUACUGAGCGAACAUCAGGAAAGUUUAGUCUGGCGAGCGGGCGUUCAGUGCUGUAAAUAAAAUCAUGCGGCGACCCUUUGUGCUUUUGUGUUUGCUGGUCCUAAUUGACAUAAAUUUUGGUAAACCCCAGCAACAGCAACAACAACAGAAUGCUCCCAGCCAACUGGACCAGCCAGAGAACCUCAAGAACCUAGUUGAUUCUAUCUUCACUACGGCCAGCCCACCAGUUCGAAGUGGUGGUUUCGCACAGAUCGUUACACCUGAACCAAUCGGCCUAGAGCCAACUUCCAGUCCACAGAUCCUUCAAACAGAUGACGGAAACAAAUGUAUCUGUGUCCCUUACUACUUGUGUGAUCCGACAAAUAAUACAAUAAGGACAGAUGGAGAGUUCGAUGGAUUCGGACUGAUUGAUAUCCGGUUCGAUCCUAUGUCCUGCCAAGAUGUUUUGGAUGUUUGUUGCAAAGAGAGCCAAACCCAAACGGAGCCCAUCAAUCCGAAACCAGUUAGCGAGAAGCCAGGUCGACCAAAGGGCUGUGGAAUAAGGAAUGUUGGAGGAAUCGACUUCCAGAUUACAGGAAAUACAAACAAUGAAGCUGGAUUUGGAGAGUUCCCCUGGACCGUGGCUUUGCUUACAGUACCCUCCGAGCAAUGCCUUUGUGGAGGAUCAUUGAUUCAUCCAAAUGUGGUUUUGACAGGAAAUCACUGUGUUCGAAGGAUAAGACCGAAUGAGUUGAAGGUUCGUGCAGGUGAAUGGGAUACACAAACAACGAAAGAACGAUUGCCGUACCAGGAACGCAGAAUAACAGAAAUCGUUGGUCAUCCUAUGUAUGAUCCGAAAACUUUGGACUACGACUUUGCACUUCUCGUCCUGGAUAGCCCAUUCGACUUGGCGGACCAUAUCAACGUUGUCUGUUUGCCACCCCAAAACUAUGUUUCCACGAGUCCGAGUUGCUUAGCUAGCGGUUGGGGUAAGGAUAUUUUCGGUAAGGCCGGCAAAUACAGUGUCAUCAUGAAACGGGUUCCACUGCCAAUUGUUCCCAACGGCCAGUGCGAAACGGCUUUGCAGAAGACUCGUUUGGGCCAGUACUUUAGACUUAAAGAUACUUUCAUCUGUGCGGGAGGUGAACCUGGCGUUGACACGUGUGAAGGGGAUGGUGGAGCACCUUUGGUUUGUCCUGUUGGUCUUGAGGCUGAAAACCGCUAUUCACAAAGUGGAAUCGUAGCCUGGGGUAUUGGUUGCAAUGAGGACCAUCCAGCCGUCUAUGCCAGCGUUGCGGUAGCCCGGAGUUGGAUUGAUAGCCAAAUGUUGCAGCGUGGAUUUGAUCCUAGUGUGUAUACUUAUUGAACAGUUUUUAAUAUGUAAUUCUAGAUACUUGUAAUAAAUAUUAGCUUUGAUCAUGUUAUCGUGCUGAAGACUUA
This is a messenger RNA of Hermetia illucens (black soldier fly), 1518 nucleotides long. RefSeq names its product phenoloxidase-activating factor 2-like. The transcript has 6 exons. NCBI's taxonomy places the organism in Eukaryota, Metazoa, Arthropoda, Insecta, Diptera, Stratiomyidae. Gene Ontology annotation, biological process: proteolysis. Bases 164 to 1444 code for a protein of 426 amino acids. Gene Ontology annotation, molecular function: serine-type endopeptidase activity. The record is from RefSeq and is a predicted model, not a curated record.